ACGGAACAUUAUACAAAAUCGGUACUCUGCUUUGGCCUAGUUUUAGACCAGAUACUCGUUCUUAUAUACCAUGGCCAUAACCUACAAGAAGGUAGGGGGGAGCAAUAAUAAUGAUAAUAAUAUGGGGAUGAUGAUGAUGAUGACGGUGAUGGUAUUGAUAAAUAUGGUUUACGUUUGCGAAUCAUCAUUAUCAAGGGAAUGCCCCAAGGCAGCAUAUUGUCACUGUAUGGAAGAGUGUUUUGCCAAAAAUAACGGGAAAUACGGGAACUUGGAUGACCCUGCUGAGUUGCAAGGACAUUGCGAACCGUUGUGUGAUGCUAAACUUCAUGCUUCAUGUUCUGAUGACCCCCAAUUCUACUGUCUGAUUGAUAAAGCUGCUGUUGCAUCUCUGCCGCCCAACUAAUAAUGAUAUAUAUGUACACAUCAACUAAUGAUUGAUGAGCUAAUUCCAUGUAUCUAGUCUAGCUUAAAUAAAUGGCUGAUCAAGGCGAUAAUUAGUCAAGCUUCAGUAAAAAACUAAAAUACUCCCUCAGUCUCAAUUUGUUUUGCAAAGUCAA
Messenger RNA from Cuscuta epithymum, 557 nucleotides. The record is from the annotation of a GenBank genome assembly. NCBI's taxonomy places the organism in Eukaryota, Viridiplantae, Streptophyta, Magnoliopsida, Solanales, Convolvulaceae.